Molecule: messenger RNA, 174 nt
Organism: Funneliformis mosseae
Lineage: Eukaryota; Fungi; Glomeromycota; Glomeromycetes; Glomerales; Glomeraceae
Source: the annotation of a GenBank genome assembly
AUGUUAGAUUGUGAACACCUUUCUAUCGUUAAUGUCUUGAGAAAAGAGACAGUACUCAUCUUUAGAAAAUAUCAUCUUCAGAAAAAACAAACUGAUACCGAACAGAAUAAUGAGAAGCUUAUGACUUCACUAGAAUUGAUAAAAGAUGGCUCUCAUACUAGACAAAGGAAUUAA